Physeter macrocephalus (sperm whale) is the source of this 634-nucleotide messenger RNA. It is a transcript of the gene S100A11, whose product is annotated as S100 calcium binding protein A11. The coding region runs from base 16 to 468 and encodes 150 amino acids. Gene Ontology annotation, cellular component: cytoplasm. Lineage: Eukaryota; Metazoa; Chordata; Mammalia; Artiodactyla; Physeteridae. Gene Ontology annotation, biological process: regulation of cell population proliferation. The record is from RefSeq and is a predicted model, not a curated record. Gene Ontology annotation, molecular function: S100 protein binding; calcium ion binding; calcium-dependent protein binding. The transcript is spliced from 3 exons.
GGGGGCGCGUGAGUCAUGCGGAAGCCGCGCGGGGCGGAGCCGGGUGGGGCCGGACCCGAGAGGCAGCGGACCCGAGAGGCAGCAGACCCGGCCCGCCGCCCAGUGCGCGCUUCACUGCUCCUCGCUCGCAGGCCCGUGCUUCGCUCCUCUCCGAACAUGGCAAAAGUAUCCAGCCCUACAGAGACUGAACGGUGCAUCGAGUCUCUGAUUGCUGUUUUCCAAAGGCAUGCUGGAAGGGACGGUAACAACUGCAAACUCUCCAAGCCCGAGUUCCUUAUCUUCAUGAAUACAGAGCUGGGUGCCUUCACAAUGAACCAGAAGGACCCUGGUGUCCUUGACCGCAUGAUGAAGAAGCUGGACCUCGACUCUGAUGGACAGCUAGAUUUCCAAGAAUUUCUUAAUCUUAUUGGCGGCCUGGCCCUAGCUUGCCAUGACUCCUUUAUUAAGUCUACCUCUUCCCAGAAGUAAAUCGGAGGAGCAUUUGGGCCUGGCCUCCAGCCCCACUCCCUUUCCUUCAGCCUCCCAAUUAUCAUCUACCCCUCACAGCCCACACAUACCCUGAGCCCAGUGCACCCACCACCCCAUGUAAGCCACUCCUGGUGGUAGUAAUAAAACAAUAUUGUUUUUUAAAGCA